AUGUCCACAAUAAACGUGCUAGGAAUUUUUAGCGACGAUGAGAAUUUUAAAUUCAGUCGGUACACACUCCAUGAGAACGGUACAUUAGGCAUAACAUAUCGAGGAGAGCAUCGUAAUGUUGGCAUACGACGCAUUAAGCAUGAUUCCAUCGACUUCGAAUUAAUGAAAAAGUACCACCAUAAUUGCAACGUUAAAACUACAGCAAUUCGCAAUCUUCGAGUGAUUGACUGCAAAGGGCCAUUAUCUCAAGGUAGCAUUCAGGCCCCUCAGAAUUGUCGAUACGCAGCACUUUCGUAUGUUUGGGGUUCCAACGGGCCAGUUUCUUCUUCCGGCGCAGCGUCCGGUCCAAUUCCUCCUUCCAAGGUUGUCGAAGACGCUAUUUCCGCCACAUUGUCGAUGGGUAUUCGAUAUCUCUGGGUUGAUCGUCAUGACCAGGUCUCUCAAAUGGGAAACAUCUACAGUAAUUCAGAAGUAACAUUUAUUGUCGCCGCCGGUGAAGAUGCUGAAUAUGGAAUCCCAGGGAUAGGUACUACCCCUCGCCGUCGCCAACUCCAAGAAAUCAUAGGAAACACCGAAUUACUACAAUGCUUUCCCAAUAGUAGUUACGCGAUAGCUUCAUCGAAAUGGGCCACUCGUGGCUGGACCUUUCAAGAAGGUGUCUUGUCCCGGCGAAAAAUUAUAUUCACGGACGAUGGUGCUUCAUACAUAUGCCAAUUCUUUCAUAACAGCGAAAUCAUGCCAAAACCCUUACAUUGGCAGCAAUGGCCUACCGAGAAGAUGAAGGGGCUCAUGCCUCGGCUAGAUCGAAUCGAGAAAUUCGCUCAGGAUAUGCUCCAGAAUUACAGUCGGCGUAACCUUACACACAAUUCAGAUGCAUUCGACGCAUGCUUAGGUAUACUUCAGGAGAUGGCAAAUGCAAACAUAGGUCAAAUCUGGGGCGUUCCGAUCGUAUAUCGUUAUAACAGGUAUUAUGCAAUAUGGCUUGAGUGGGAACACGAACAACCAGUACAACGGCGGCCCAGCUUCCCGAGUUGGUCAUAUCUCGGUUGGGUUGGCCCCAUAAAGUGGUGUGCGAUCCCUGGAUUCCGGACGGAGAAAAUGGCGAUAGGUGACACAAAAACAGCAUUCUACAAUAUUCAUAGUCUAUUCGAUAAUAGGCUCAAAUUCCUUGAGACAAGGUAUAGUUGUCUCCAUCUCACUGGCAAAGUCUUUGAACCGGUUAUGAUGGAUACGGCAUGGAUUGAACAGGACAGAUCCUACCGAUUCAAGGCUUAUCAGACGGUAGAGAAUGCAUAUGGAGAGAGAGUAUUCACGAGACACCUGGCCGAUGGAUUUUAUGCUCAUUUGAAAAUCUGCAAUAAUAUACGAAUGCUCAUUCGAGCCCAACUCGACGUCGUCGGAUUCGUAUUGAACGAGUCGGAAACAAGUGGAACGGAAGUUCUCUUACUUCGAGCCCGUGAUAACAUCUACGAACGAGUUGGGUUUUUUUCGGUAUCAUAUUGGGGUUUUCCCACCGAGUGUAAAAGGAGAUUUCAUUCUUAUUAA
Hypoxylon trugodes is the source of this 1545-nucleotide messenger RNA. RefSeq lists its product as uncharacterized. Lineage: Eukaryota; Fungi; Ascomycota; Sordariomycetes; Xylariales; Hypoxylaceae. The transcript is spliced from 2 exons. The coding region runs from base 1 to 1545 and encodes 514 amino acids. The record is from RefSeq and is a predicted model, not a curated record.